Molecule: messenger RNA, 664 nt
Organism: Lingula anatina
Lineage: Eukaryota; Metazoa; Brachiopoda; Lingulata; Lingulida; Lingulidae
Source: RefSeq, a predicted model, not a curated record
AUCUUGAUAAGGGUUGGAACUCUCUAGAAAACAUAGUCCAACGUGCGGUUAAACUUGGCUGUUUUUAUCGUUUUCUCUCAAUGAAGUGUCAGUUGUUUGCAAGGCCAAGAUGGAGUACUUCGCCAAGUUGGGAUGUCUUCUCAUUGACCAUGGAACAGAAGGUCUAAGAAAGUACUUCCAAAAUCACAUACUAUGUGGACAGACACCACAGCAGUUCUUUACUACAAACAAAACAGACAUUGACGAUCUCCGUCAUGGAAGACAUGGGUGCAAGAGACUUAUCAACAAGAGGCAAUAUGAUCUGAUCUUCCCUGCCAAUAAUCAGCCACCUAAUUUGAAAGUAUUUGACAUCACCCUCACCUUUUUAUUAAUUCGACAGUUCCAAGUGGGGAAUACCCGUCCUAAUGACCCAGUUUGGAAUGAUCCAGCAAAAGCUGCAGGUGCCCCACAAGACAUGCAGGACAUCAUUCUCCUCAAGUUUGAACGUAAUUCACUUGCUCACCGUGAAUCAACUGACAUAACCCCCAGUGAAUUUGAACAGAAGUGGACCACUAUCUCCAGUGCCGUUAUGCGCCUUGAAGUGUUGACCACGGAAGAGAUACAAGGGAAAUUUCUUAUCAAAUAUGCAUCUUACGUGGCUACCUGGAUGAGAUGGAAAUGUUAA